Hyaena hyaena (striped hyena) is the source of this 1331-nucleotide messenger RNA. RefSeq names its product chromosome unknown C6orf226 homolog (gene PEX39). The record is from RefSeq and is a predicted model, not a curated record. Lineage: Eukaryota; Metazoa; Chordata; Mammalia; Carnivora; Hyaenidae. Bases 329 to 751 code for a protein of 140 amino acids. The transcript has a single exon.
GCCCCUUGCCAGAGGUCUCUCCGUGCGUCCCUGUAGGUGCGCACUUCUGCGCAUGUGUGUUAGUAAGUUUGUACUCGGGCGACCGGCUGGCUCCGUCGGAGGGAGAACCACGUGAUGUAGGAUCUCGAGCCGCAAGAGAUUACUUUAAAAAAAAAAAAAAGGAAAGAAAAAAAGAAAACAGGUAUGUGCACUGUGCCUAUACGUGUGUGCAAAAUCGGGUCUUUUUGUGCGUAUCAGCGUGUCUGCAUGCACGGCCCAUUCUGUGCAAGCCUUCAAGUUCCUUCUAAAGCAUUGCACGUUGCAGGCUCUGGUGUGGGCUAAGCCGCGCAUGUGUGUGUGCGCGCGUGAAGCGUUUCUGCGUGGAGCGGGUCGCAGUUCUCAAGUGCUCCCCCCUUUCUGGGCCGGCUUGGUAUGGUCUGCGAGCCCCUCUGCGCUUCCUCCGCCGGUGGUUGCAUCCACCCGCCUCACCCGGAAGUGCUUGCCCGCCCGCGGGUCAGGCUUAGCGCCGGGCAUGGAGCGGCCUGGCGGUCGGACCAGCUCUGGCGGGGGCCUGCUGCCCGCGGAGUCGGCCCCCACCUCGGUGACCCUGGCACAGCUUCUGCAGCUGGUCCAGGAGGGCCGGGAGCUCCCGGGCCUGGAGAGGCGUCACAUCACGGUGACCUCCGGCGAACCCACGGCGUCCCGGCUCCCGCGGAGGCCCAAGCCCUGGGAAGCCUCGGGGUCGGCGGAGGCCCCCGCGCCGCCGCCGUAGCUCCGGGAAUCCAGGCCCCGUCGACCUCGGGUGCCGGUAGAAGAACGGCCUGGAGGGGCCCGGCUCAUCGGAGUCCGCGACUGUGCCUUCCGGACGGCACGUAGUGGGCCCCUGAGGCUCGAAGUCUUGCCUCUUAAGAUCGGGAGAGCGUGAUUCUGUCCUGCAUAAACUCGGACCUUGGAUGCCGGCCACGGUUAUUCAUCUUUUGUGCAUUCGCCUCGACCAGACUCAGCUGAACUUAAGCCUCCUGGGAGCGUCAUCGGAGCUGUCUUGUAUCCGAGUAUUUCUGGACCAUGAUCCUCAUUAUUUUUUUUAAAUCUGUUUAAGCCCUUAUAGAUAAAUGAAACAGAUAUACUUUUUACUUGGUGGGAUGCAUAGAUGUGUUUUCAUUAUUAAAAUGCUACUGAGGGCACGCUAACGGGGUCUGACCCACCGAAAACAAUUUCGCUAAUAAUGUAGGAGAACGUCCGUGUUUAUCUCCCAGUUCAGCCAAUUCUUGUGGGUUGUGUAAAUGAACUUGGGAUUCAAGAGGUGUUAAUCUUAGCCAUUCGCCAGGUCAGCAGCUAAUAAAAGGUUUGAU